GCACCACUGUUUGUUGUUGAUGAAACGUCAAACAAAAACGAAGGGAAUGAAUGGUCACGUUUGACGUUUUACCGGCUGAUGAUUGAAAGAUAGUUAAUUGUGGGUGGGUUACCUUACGCCCUCAUGUAGCGCGUUUUGGUUUGAGAUGUUAAGUCCCAGGACCUUAGCACUCCGCAGGAAAAAUAGAGAUCUUCUGGAAGCUCUUGAUCUAAAAUUAUGUGACCAAAUAAAAAAUUAUAAUGUUGGGCCAGAGUUAGAGAGGAACACUGCGCACAGGACUGAUAUCCAUAAUUCUUCUCUGCAGCAGUGCAGUGAUACUAGUCGUCAUAUGGUUUUGGGGGACCAAAGUGUACUUCAACAACUGACUCAAACGUACAGUCAUGACAACUUUUCUGGAAUUCAGUCCACUCUGAGCUCAGGAGAUCCAACUCAUACUAAGGUGUAUGAUGUUAUUUCUGGAACGCAAAACAGCUAUCUAAAGAGGAACUCACAGAACAAUAUGAAGAAGAAUGUGAGUGAUUCCAGGACAUCUGAAAGACUCAAGUCAAUUUCACUGCAACAGCAACGUGCUGCAGAAGUUCAAAUGCAUGCACCAACCCACUCACAUGCUAUAUCAAAAUGCUAUUGCACCCAAGAAAACAAUAUUCAAGCCAAGGCAGACAGCAAAUAUGUUGUUCAGCUUUACAGCCAAAAACAACGAAUUCCAACAAGGGUGAAGCAACAAAGAUAUCGUGCAGCCUCAGUUCCAAGAAACUUGAGAGCAGUGAGGUGGGCUGAUACAUGUGACCAAUUUGACAGGAAAUGGUCCAAAAUGGAUGACUUAUCUGCAUUACCAUCAGGAAACUCAUCAGAGGUUUCUGUUAAUUACGCUCAUGCUACAAUACCUGAAAUCUGUCCCUCAAGACAGUAUGAAAAUGAGCCAGAGAUUAAUUUGCUUGACAAAGUAAAGCACUUUAGGGAAUCCCACUGGUCUGAUUGUCAUGCAACAACAUGUGAGGGAACUUCACCAGCUGAUCAUGAAUGUGUCAAGCACUAUGUGCUUAAUGAACGAUUAUUCUUAGAACCAUUGCAUAAAGAUGAAGGUGGACAUGGCACUUGUCCAGUUUGUCCGUCUUCCUCCAACAAUUCAUGUAGAACUCAGUGUCUCAAAGAAAGUUUGUACUCUCCGUUGAAAUCAACAUCCCAAAAUCAAUCAAAUCACAUAAUAGUGACUUUACCAAAAGUUAUUCAAGAACCUGAUAACCUAAGUAGAGGUGUUUCUUUAUCUAGUCAGAAUAAUAGUAUAGGAGACAGUAAAAAAGCUUGUUACAGUGUGAGCCAUCACAUUGGUUCUGCUAAAAAGAGUACAUUUGUUUGCCCAAGUGAUACUUUAGCCCUCCGUUACCAAAAGAGAGACAUUUAAUGCUGUGCAUUAACUCAAUGAAUUUAAGUUUUUUUAUCACAUUUUUAUUGAAGAUUGGUGUUUUGAUAAUCGUUAAAAGAAUUACCUCUGUAUCCUGUUGUGAUGGUUCCUUUUCCUCAUACUUUUCUUCAGAUGUAUGUGCAAGCCUGAACAAAACAUAAAUAUUCACUUCUAAAAGAAAUGUGAACCUCAGCUAUAUUGAGGUAAAAAAGCCAGAUUACAUACCAUUGUGUUGUUGAUGGUGCUAAACAUUUACUGGGGUCUAACAGGCUUGUUUUUGAGGUGAAUAUUUUCAUGACGCUUGACAUGUGAAAUAUGGUUAAACACUUUACCACAAAUUUCACACAUGAAUGGCUUAUUGUUAGUGUGAAUUCUGUAAUAAAGGUACAAAUAGAAAACUUAAAAAA
Frankliniella occidentalis (western flower thrips) is the source of this 1809-nucleotide messenger RNA. RefSeq lists its product as uncharacterized. The record is from RefSeq and is a predicted model, not a curated record. NCBI's taxonomy places the organism in Eukaryota, Metazoa, Arthropoda, Insecta, Thysanoptera, Thripidae.